Nannospalax galili (Upper Galilee mountains blind mole rat) is the source of this 1233-nucleotide messenger RNA. RefSeq names its product 2-oxoglutarate and iron dependent oxygenase domain containing 3 (gene Ogfod3). The transcript is spliced from 9 exons. The record is from RefSeq and is a predicted model, not a curated record. Gene Ontology annotation, molecular function: L-ascorbic acid binding; iron ion binding; oxidoreductase activity, acting on paired donors, with incorporation or reduction of molecular oxygen. NCBI's taxonomy places the organism in Eukaryota, Metazoa, Chordata, Mammalia, Rodentia, Spalacidae. Bases 65 to 1012 code for a protein of 315 amino acids. Gene Ontology annotation, cellular component: membrane.
CGCGGCUGUCGCCCCGGGCUAGGCGGCUCUCGCAUCCCUUCUGGCUCCGCAGUGGUCUGACGUGAUGGCGCCUCAGCGGAGGGGACCAGCCAGAGCUCCCGAAGGCAGAAGCGCGUCCGACCGUCGGCGCGCGAGCAGCACCAAGAAGGACCGGCUGCCUCGGGAGGCACGGAGGACAUGGCUAAAGACCGUGGCCCUUGGGGUUGGCAUUGCGCUGGUCAUACUCCUGCUCUGGAGCAGUCUCGGGACUGAUGAUGGUGUCGCUGAAGUCCUGGCCCGCCGUGGUGAGGUCUUAGAAGGCAGGUUCAUUGAGGUUCCCUGUUCUGAGGACUAUGAUGAUCACCGAAGGUUUGAAGGCUGCACCCCUAGGAAGUGUGGCAGAGGUGUCACCGACAUGGUCAUCACCAGGGAGGAGGCGGAGCGAAUUCGCAGCAUAGCAGAGAAGGGGCUCUCCCUGGGUGGAUCCGAUGGAGGGGCAUCUAUCCUGGACUUGCACUCUGGGGCUCUGUCUGUUGGGAAGCACUUUGUGAACUUGUACAGAUACUUUGGGGAUAAAAUACAAAAUAUCUUCUCUGAGGAGGACUUCCAAUUAUACCGGGAUGUGCGGCGGAAGGUCCAGCUUACCAUUGCUGAAGCUUUUGGCAUCAAUGUGUCCUUGCUGUACCUGACGAAGCCCACGUUCUUCUCUCGUAUAAACAGCACGGAAGCCCGCACAGCUCACGAUGAGUACUGGCACGCACAUGUGGACAAGGUGACCUAUGGCUCCUUUGACUACACCUCACUGCUCUACCUGUCAGACUACCUGGAAGACUUCGGUGGAGGACGCUUUGUGUUCAUGGAGGAAGGGUUCAACAAGACAGUGGAACCCAGAGCUGGUCGAGUCUCCUUCUUUACCUCGGGCUCUGAGAACCUGCACCGGGUGGAGAAGGUCCUCUGGGGCACCCGCUAUGCCAUCACCAUCGCUUUUACCUGCAACCCUGACCAUGGCAUCGAGGACCCGGUGCUCACGUAGCCAGCCAGGUCGGGCCCUGAGGACCACGUCUGGAGGGCCAUUCAUGGCACUCUGGUGUUGGGACGUGUGGAGGGAGGCACUCUUGGAUGCGUUGCGCGUGCACCCUUCCCCCAUUUCUGCCCUUUGCCACUGCAGAGUGCCUUAUGAAUUAGCCCGAAGUUUAAUCUGCUGAUGUGUUUUAGUCUUUUCAUCUGUGAGUAAAUUAAUGAAGGAGUUUCUCA